Molecule: messenger RNA, 1225 nt
Organism: Hippopotamus amphibius kiboko
Lineage: Eukaryota; Metazoa; Chordata; Mammalia; Artiodactyla; Hippopotamidae
Gene: CDK5R1
Product: cyclin dependent kinase 5 regulatory subunit 1
Exons: 2
Coding region: 237-1160 (307 amino acids)
Biological process (GO): brain development; positive regulation of cyclin-dependent protein serine/threonine kinase activity; activation of protein kinase activity
Cellular component (GO): protein kinase 5 complex; cytoplasm
Molecular function (GO): cyclin-dependent protein serine/threonine kinase activator activity; protein kinase binding
Source: RefSeq, a predicted model, not a curated record
CGCCGCCGAGCGCGAGCCCCGCCGAGCCCCGCCGAGCCCCGCCGAGCGCCGGGGCCGCAGCGCCGAGCCGCGGCGCGCACUGCGGAGGGAGCGGAGCGCCGGGGCCAGCCGCUCGAUCCGAAGGGGCGGCCCGCGACCCCCGGAGCGCCCCCGCCUGCCCCUGGCCGCCGCGGGCUCGGUGAGCGGCUUCCUCCCUCCGGCCGGCAGGCUGGGCGCGCCCGGCGCGCAGCGGCACCAUGGGCACGGUGCUGUCCCUGUCCCCCAGCUACCGGAAGGCCACGCUGUUUGAGGAUGGCGCGGCCACGGUGGGCCACUACACGGCCGUGCAGAACAGCAAGAACGCCAAGGACAAGAACCUGAAGCGGCACUCCAUCAUCUCCGUGCUGCCCUGGAAGAGGAUCGUGGCCGUGUCGGCCAAGAAGAAGAACUCCAAGAAGGUGCAGCCCAACAGCAGCUACCAGAACAACAUCACGCACCUCAACAAUGAGAACCUGAAGAAGUCGCUGUCGUGCGCCAACCUGUCCACGUUCGCCCAGCCCCCACCGACCCAGCCGCCCGCAGCCCCUGCCAGCCAGCUCUCGGGCUCCCAGACCGGGGUCUCCUCCUCCGUCAAGAAGGCCCCGCACCCCGCCGUCCCCUCCGCAGGGACGCCCAAACGGGUCAUCGUCCAGGCGUCCACCAGCGAGCUGCUGCGCUGCCUGGGUGAGUUUCUCUGUCGCCGGUGCUACCGCCUGAAGCACCUGUCCCCCACGGACCCUGUGCUCUGGCUGCGGAGCGUGGACCGCUCGCUGCUCCUGCAGGGCUGGCAGGACCAGGGCUUCAUCACGCCGGCCAACGUGGUCUUCCUCUACAUGCUCUGCCGGGAUGUCAUCUCCUCCGAGGUGGGCUCCGACCACGAGCUCCAGGCUGUCCUGCUGACCUGCCUGUACCUCUCCUACUCCUACAUGGGCAACGAGAUCUCCUACCCCCUCAAGCCCUUCCUGGUGGAGAGCUGCAAGGAGGCCUUUUGGGACCGCUGCCUCUCCGUCAUCAACCUCAUGAGCUCCAAGAUGCUGCAGAUCAACGCCGACCCCCACUACUUCACACAGGUGUUCUCCGACCUGAAGAACGAGAGUGGCCAGGAGGACAAGAAGCGGCUCCUCCUAGGGCUGGACCGAUGAGCCCGCUAGCCUGCAUCAUGGCUCAAGGAUUCAAUUCAUUUUUAAAAAUUUAUUAUUAAAUCAGA